CGAUUCAUUUGUAUCGCCUAUAAUAACACAACCUCAGUCUCUUGAAACACUUGAAGCUCAUUUUCCUACACAAGUUUCAGAUAUAGAUGGUCAUAAAGGACAAAAAAGACGAAAAACUACAGAGGCAGAAAAAAGAAUACUUGCUCCAUUACUUGAAAUGGAAAAAUCGCUACCAAUUUCUAUGCUUAUGAGGGCAUUUGACGAACUUAAUGCAGUCUCUUCAGAUUGGAGUGUUGAUAGAAUUAGGCUAUAUUGGAGAAAUAAUCGAAAUAAAAAAACCUCAUAG
Molecule: messenger RNA, 286 nt
Organism: Scutellospora calospora
Lineage: Eukaryota; Fungi; Glomeromycota; Glomeromycetes; Diversisporales; Gigasporaceae
Source: the annotation of a GenBank genome assembly